This is a messenger RNA of Penicillium egyptiacum, 948 nucleotides long. The record is from the annotation of a GenBank genome assembly. Lineage: Eukaryota; Fungi; Ascomycota; Eurotiomycetes; Eurotiales; Aspergillaceae.
AUGUCUCUCCAGUAUGAUGCUGAAUUUGCAAAGGAAGCCGGUCCUAUUCUAAAUCACCUUGCUCGAGUCCCAAAGCCAGCGCUAAACGAUGUUGACACACGACGUGCCAUUCUCGGCGCCAUGGCGAGUGAUAAAAUCACCUUACCGGAUGACGUUGAACAUAUGGUUCACAGUGCCGCCGCAGCAGAUGGUCACAACGUGCCCGUCCACCACUUUCGCAAGAAGGUCCCAGCUCGUGAGGGAGGCGAGCCUGCCAUUAUCCAUAUCCACGGUGGAGGAUAUAUCGCUCUGAGCGCAGUCGGAUGUGCAACUCCUCAUGGGGCAUCGGUUUCUCAGACGGGAAUUCAAAUCCUGAGUAUCGAGUACCGGCUGGCGCCCGAGAACCCAUACCCUGUGCCGCUGGAAGAUUGCUGGGCUGUCCUAGAAUGGAUUCAAAGAAACGCAGAACGGCUGUCAAUCAAUCCAGCUCGCAUUGCGGUCAUGGGAGAAAGUGCUGGCGGUGGCUUGGCGGCCGCCCUCACUCUUUUGGCGCGAGAUCGAGCCCUCUCACCCCCUCUGGCGAAGCAGAUUCUUAUUUACCCCAUGCUGGACGAUCGGACAAUCACCAACCAUGCACGUGAACUGGCUUUCUGGGAUGAUAAGGACAAUAUCACGGGUUGGACUGCGUAUCUGGGGCCGAAGGUGGGAAGUAACGAGAUUGUUCCCUAUGCUGCACCGGCUCGAGUCGAGACGGUCGAGGGUCUCCCUCCACUAUACCUCGACUGUCCUCAACUGGACAUUUUCGUCCAUGAAGGAAUGGACUAUGCACGCCGGUUUGUGGCUGCCAAUAUCCCCACCGAGUGCCACAUCUACCCAGGUCUACCGCAUGGAUUUGAAGCGCUCGCACCUGGCAUAAACGUCACCAAGCAGGCUAUCAGUAAUCGCUAUAAGGCAAUGACUAGCUUUUGA